Molecule: messenger RNA, 1109 nt
Organism: Culicoides brevitarsis
Lineage: Eukaryota; Metazoa; Arthropoda; Insecta; Diptera; Ceratopogonidae
Product: peptidyl-prolyl cis-trans isomerase-like
Exons: 3
Coding region: 24-578 (184 amino acids)
Biological process (GO): protein peptidyl-prolyl isomerization; protein folding
Cellular component (GO): intracellular membrane-bounded organelle
Molecular function (GO): peptidyl-prolyl cis-trans isomerase activity
Source: RefSeq, a predicted model, not a curated record
CGCCAAGCACGCUAAGCCAUUUAAUGAAGAGUCUCCUUAAUAUCGGUCUCGUAGUGCAGAAUUGUCGCAAAUUUAGCUCAAAAAUCAUGUCUAACAAGGUGUUUUUCGAUAUGGAAGCCGAUGGCCAGAAACUCGGUCGCAUUACCAUCGAAUUGCGUCCUGAUGUUGUACCUAAGACCUGCGAGAACUUCCGUGCUUUGUGUACCGGAGAGAAGGGAUUCGGAUACAAAGGAUCCACUUUCCAUCGUGUCAUUCCAAACUUCAUGUGUCAAGGCGGUGACUUUACCCAUCACAACGGCACUGGCGGAAAGUCCAUCUAUGGCAACAAAUUCGAGGAUGAAAACUUCACCUUGAAGCACACCGGACCCGGCAUCAUGUCCAUGGCCAAUGCUGGACCCAACACGAACGGAUCCCAAUUCUUCAUUACCACUGUCAAAACUGCCUGGUUAGAUAAUCGUCAUGUUGUCUUCGGCUCUGUCGUCGAUGGCAUGGAUAUCGUCAAGAAGAUCGAGUCGUAUGGCAGCCAAUCUGGCAAACCAUCCAAGAAGAUUGUCGUCGCCGACUGCGGUCAAUUGUAAGUUGUUGUUAUUGCUACAUACCUCAUCCCUUAAAAAAACACAAAAACACACAAAAUAAAUGUCAACAAAAAAAAAGUAGCAAUCGAGUACCAACAACAACUCACACAACUCACAUACAUACACAACAAAUUAAAUUUAGUUAAAAAAAAUAGUUUCCCCCAAAAAAAGAAAAAAAAACUAAAAGAUUGAGCUACAUCAAGCAACAAUUGCUAACAUUCUUUUGCAUUUAGAGUAACUUUAUACAAAAAAAAAAAAUGAUCACCCCGCGGAUCAUCAAACUAAAUUUUAAUCUCUUUUUCUGACAACUAAUUAAUAUAUAAGAACAAUUCCAAUUUAUAUUGAUUUUUUUAUUAAUACAAGAAAAUAACGUAAAUAAAUAACAACAACAACAACAACAGGUAGUAGGGUACUUUUGGUCUUUGAUUAAUGAUUAAGGCAGAGAUUCGUUUUCCAUUUCAUGAUAUAUAUUAUUAAUACCCACAAACAAAAGUAAUAACGACAAUAGUCCAGAUAUUCCCAAUGUUUUUUUUU